ACUCAUCAAUAAAACCCUUCCUUCCUCUCUCCCAUUUCAUCAAACACUUUCUGUAACACUCCCAUUUCUUACUCAUCCAACAAUGGCGACCAUCCACAAAAACACUCUUCCUUUCACUCUCUCCAUCCUCUUCUUCCUCCUCCUCCACUCCACCAAAACCCUAUCCCAAACUCCCGCCGUCGCCCCGGCACCUCCCGGCCCCACAAACGUCACCAAGAUCCUCGAAAAAGCCGGUCAAUUCACCACCCUCAUCCGGCUACUCAAGGCUACCGGCGAGUCUGACCGCCUCAUCGGCGAGCUCAACAACUCCAACAACGGUAUGACCAUCUUCGCUCCUAGCGACAACGCCUUCUCUAGCCUCAAAGCCGGAACUCUCAACACCUUGACAAGCCAGCAACAGUCGGAGCUGGUUCAGUUCCAUAUGAUCCCUACUUUUAUAUCCUCCCAAGGUUUCCAGACUGUUAGUAAUCCGUUGAGGACGGAAGCUGGAGACAGCGGAGACGAUCAUUUUCCUCUUAAUGUGACCACUACGGGGAAUAGUGUGAAUUUAACGUCUGGGUUGACGAACACUAGCGUUUCUGGAACUGUUUAUAGUGAUGGGCAGGUCGCGAUUUAUCAGAUCGACCAAGUUCUUAAACCCGUACAGAUCUUUGAUCCCAGGCCGCCGGCGCCGGCUCCGGCACCGGAUAAGACUGAGGAGAAGAAGAAGAAGAAGAAAGUGGCGGCGGAGCCUAGUGAUUCGGCGGAUGUUGCUGGCGCCGUGAGUCUUAUUAGUUCCAUGCACAGGGUCGUGUUGUUUGGAUUUAUUGGUGUUUUUGCAGGAUUUUAUUUGUAACGAAAAAAAAAAAAAAAAAAAAAAAUAUAUUAGCGGCGGGG
Molecule: messenger RNA, 876 nt
Organism: Carica papaya (papaya)
Lineage: Eukaryota; Viridiplantae; Streptophyta; Magnoliopsida; Brassicales; Caricaceae
Gene: FLA12
Product: FASCICLIN-like arabinogalactan-protein 12
Biological process (GO): plant-type secondary cell wall biogenesis
Cellular component (GO): plasma membrane
Source: RefSeq, a predicted model, not a curated record